AGGCGGUUUGUUGUGCUAGAGGCGUUCCAGCUGAGUUGUAUCGCAUUGUUUGGAAUGGGAAUUAAUAUCGUGUAAUUGUAUUUUUUAAUUAUUUUUUUUUAUUUUUGUCAGACUUUUAGGGUCUUAUCUUUUAACAUAUGAGUGUUUCACUGGUUGUAAUCCGGCUGGAGCUUGCGGACGAUUCUCGCUUUCCGGAAGGUUUCCAGUAUUGUGCCGGCGACAUGUCGGAUGAUGAAAUCAAAGAGAAGUCUCUCCGCUCUGCCAUUACCAGUCUGGAUGGCAAGACCUCCGCAGAGAAAACCAUGAUUUUACACCAGCACAUUGGGAGCAGGGCAAUGAUGGAUAUGGCCAUUGAAACCAUAAGCCCUAGCCAAGAGAAAGUGGAUUCUGAACAUGCUCCUGAUGCGGAGGACAGUAAGAGUGGAGUGUGCGAGGCACCAAGCCCUUCUGAUACAAAUAGUAAAAGCACUAAUGAGGCUGUAGGAACAGUGCCGGACUCUCCAUCCAAACAACUGCCUGAUCAGAUUUCCUUCUUCAGCGGGAACCCUUCUGUGGAAAUUGUGCAUGGAAUCCUGCAUCUCUACAAAACCAACAAAAUGACCUCGCUGACGGAAGAUGUGCGGCGCAGUGCCAUGUUGUGCAUUCUUACCGUCCCCGCAACCAUGACGAGUCAUGACCUCAUGAAGUUUGUGGCACCCUAUAACGAUGUCAUGGAGCACAUGAAAAUCAUCCGAGACUCGACUCCCAAUCAGUACAUGGUGCUAAUCAAGUUCUGUUCUCAGACUGACGCAGACAGCUUUUACACUUCUUGCAAUGGGCGUCAAUUCAAUUCUAUUGAGGACGCUGUCUGCCAGCUGGUUUAUGUGGAGAGAGCAGAAGUCAUCAAAUCUGAACAGGGAGCCAGUCUUCCUGUGAUGGAUCUGACGGAGCUUCCUAAGUGCACUGUGUGUCUGGAGAGGAUGGAUGAGUCAGUGAACGGUGUGUUAACGACCCUCUGUAACCACAGCUUCCACAGUCAGUGCCUGCAGCGCUGGGAAGACGCAACAUGCCCUGUUUGCAGAUACUGCCAGACUCCAGAGCCAGUGGAAGAGAAUAAAUGUUUUGAGUGCGGUGUUCAGGAGAACUUGUGGAUCUGUUUAAUAUGUGGACACAUCGGAUGUGGCCGCUACGUCAGCAGACAUGCCUACAAGCAUUUUGAGGAAACGCAGCACACCUAUGCCAUGCAGCUAACCAACCACAGAGUCUGGGACUAUGCAGGAGAUAACUAUGUUCACCGCCUGGUUGCUAGUAAAACUGAUGGAAAGAUUGUACAAUAUGAAUGUGAGGGAGAUUCAUGCCAGGAUGAAAAGAUAGAUGCACUUCAGCUGGAGUAUUCAUACCUUCUGACCAGUCAGCUGGAAUCGCAACGAAUCUACUGGGAAAAUAAAAUUGUUCAUUUGGAAAAAGACACUGCAGAGGAAAUCAAAAACAUGAAGUCUAAGUUUAAGGAGACCAUUGAGAAAUGUGACAGCCUGGAACAGAAGCUGAAUCAGUUAGUUAAAGAGAAGCAGUCUCUGGAGAAAAAGUGCACACAGGUAAACACAAGGCUGGCGAAGCUGAGCGUGGAGCUGCAGGAAGAGCAGGAGAUGAACAAGUGCCUGCGGGCGAACCAGUCCCAGCUGCAGGCCCGGCUGAAGGAGGAGGAGCGGCGGCUGCGGGAGACUUCGGAGCAGAAGGAGCGGCAGAUCACUGAGCUGCAGGAGCAGCUGCGAGACGUCAUGUUCUACCUGGAGACGCAGCAGCAGAUCAACCAGAUGCCAGCCGAGGCGCGCCAGGAGAUCCAGGAGGGGCAGAUCAACAUCGCUGUCGCUGCCUCCUCAAACUCCCCCAACCUGGGCAGCACCGGCAAGCUUUCCACCAGGAAGGGCCGGGGCAAGAGGGGCAAAUAAAGAACGGAUUGCCUGCAGAAAUUGCUCCACAAUAAAAAUUAAAAAAUCGGUAACAAUAUAAAGACUCUUAUCUCGGAUCACCCCCUCCUGUUUGUUUUUUUUUUUUAUUAUUAUUAUUUUGUGACCUCCUAAACUAUCUGAUCCCUGUAAUACAGCACUUUUUUUAUUUUGGUUAUUGAAUUGUUUUUUUGCACCACACUAUUGAGACAUUUUCAUUAAAAAUGGUCUCCAGGGCAUCUAAUGUUUUGUCAUCCCCCUAUACUGGAAACUGCAACACAAGAUGCUUUGGGAACCCUCACAUCAUCUGCUGCAGAUCUCUGUAAAGAAGCCCACUCAGAGUUUAAGCAUUCAGCAUUUCUAUCCUUUCUCUAAGGAAUAUGUGCAUCUGUCUGUGUUAUGUGUUUCAUAUAUAAUUGCGUAAGGGGAAUGGGAAAGUGAGUUAAAACGUUUGCAGACAAUUCCCAAUUUGAAGCACAUUCAUUCAAAGAGGCACUUAAGUCAUUUUGCUUCCUCACAACAAGUUGACCCUGCUUUUCAUUAUGUAAUGAGGGUAUUUUAGAGUAAAUGUACUAAAUUGGGUGGUUUUCAAUUUGCACAACACAUAGCAACUGUGUAACAUAUCUUGCUAUUCAAAUAAAUUUAAACAUUUAAUUUACUGCAAAAAUUGGAUAUAUCCAUAGGUACAUGAUGUCUCUAAAUAGCUAAUGGCUGUGAUAUAUCAAUUUGGGUGUGAUCACCCAACUCCUAGCUGAAUACAAGUCGUAUGAUAUGUGUUUGAUCAUUUUGAUUACAAAAAUGAUAACAUAACAUUUUAAACGCAUUCUCAUUAAUCGGUGCUUUCAGCUUAGGGGUAAGGUUGCACAUACCAUCUAUCUACUAGGGGGUGCUAUAAGAUUAAGUAUCAGUAGGGUUAGGAAUGCAUGCACUUUACUUUGCAAGUUACCUUUUUCAUCAGUAUUUUUUUCAACCACUAUCCUUUAAACAUAAUCUGGUUACAUUUUCUUCCAGUUUGGUUUCCUGUAAUAUAUAUCUAAUGUGUGUAAAGCACAACAAGUGAUAAACUAAUUGUGCAGUUUAUGCUGAACUGAGUACAUAUACCACCUUCAAAAACUGUCCAGAAUUGAUACAGGCCAUGUAGUACAAGUAGUUUGUAAGAUUACACUGUGCAAUGUAUAUAGUACGUAAUCAUCCUGAAUGUUGUAUAUUAGAGACAGUCCUCUAUUUUUCCAGUUAUAAUUUGUAGCAACAAUUCUCAAUUACCAAUGACAAUUGAGCCAAACAAAAAUCUGUAUCAGUUGUACUACAAAUGAAUUAAAACAUUGUGUGAAUUCUUCUUCUUCUAUGCUUUGUGAAUAGCAACCCAAAAUGUAUACUGGGCUAUGA
Messenger RNA from Polyodon spathula (Mississippi paddlefish), 3311 nucleotides. RefSeq names its product BRCA1-associated protein-like. The transcript is spliced from 12 exons. Gene Ontology annotation, biological process: protein ubiquitination; Ras protein signal transduction. Gene Ontology annotation, cellular component: cytoplasm. Gene Ontology annotation, molecular function: ubiquitin protein ligase activity; zinc ion binding; nucleic acid binding. Lineage: Eukaryota; Metazoa; Chordata; Actinopteri; Acipenseriformes; Polyodontidae. The record is from RefSeq and is a predicted model, not a curated record. The coding region runs from base 138 to 1928 and encodes 596 amino acids.